Molecule: messenger RNA, 1484 nt
Organism: Ciona intestinalis (vase tunicate)
Lineage: Eukaryota; Metazoa; Chordata; Ascidiacea; Phlebobranchia; Cionidae
Source: RefSeq, a predicted model, not a curated record
ACUAGUUUUAUCUGCUUUAAUCGAAGUUUAACAUUAGUAAUACAAGCAUGUUACGUAAGUAAUAGAUAAAUACACAUUUAAAGGUCUAUAUGUGUUCAUUAUACCUAUUUGCGGAUGUUUUACGAAACAUAACGCGUGGUAAACUUGCUAUACCUUAAGUGCUGCGUUAUUCAUACAAUAUACUAUGCCGCCGCCGAUGAUGUAACUAAAUGUUUCAGCUUUGGUUGACUUACUGUGAUAUGAAUUUCAUUUUACUGAGGCGGGGAAGGUUAAAUAAUGUAACUAUAAGUUUGCAAUUGUUGUAAAGUUAUUCUAAAAUGGGUGGUGUUUCGUGAAGUAUGGCGGACGCAGCAGCACCAGCCGGUGGAUCAGGAACUCGUGGAGGAUUUCGAGGAGGAUUUGGAGGUAGGGGCCGCGGUCGUGGCAGAGGAAGAGGCCGUGGUAGAGGGAGAGGACGUGGAAAGGAAGAUGAAAAAUCUUGGGUACCAGUAACAAAACUGGGAAGAUUGGUCAAAGAUGGGAUGAUCAAGUCCUUGGAGGAGAUCUAUCUCUUCUCUCUUCCAAUCAAGGAGUUUGGGAUCAUUGAUGAUUUGAUCGGAAGCUCUCUUAAGGACGAAGUGCUCAAGAUCAUGCCCGUACAAAAGCAGACACGUGCCGGACAACGUACACGUUUCAAGGCUUUUGUUGCUGUUGGAGAUUCCAACGGGCAUGUUGGUUUGGGUGUCAAAUGUUCCAAGGAAGUAGCAACCGCUAUUCGUGGAGCGAUUACACUCGCCAAGCUCUCCAUCAUCCCUAUUCGACGUGGUUACUGGGGAAACAAGAUCGGAAAACCACAUACUGUUCCAUGCAAAGUUCAUGGAAAAUGUGGUAGUGUUCACGUACGUUUGAUCCCAGCACCUCGUGGUACAGGCAUCGUCUCUGCUCCCGUACCCAAGAAGUUGUUGAGCAUGGCUGGUCUUGAGGAUUGUUACACUUCUGCAAGAGGACAGACCGCCACACUCGGAAAUUUCGCUAAGGCCACCUUCAAUGCUAUCUCCAAGACCUACAGCUACCUUACGCCUGACCUAUGGCGUGACCAGCCACUCACGAAAGCGCCAUACCAAGAGUAUACUGACCACCUUGAGAAGAACCACACCAGUGGUGGAGUACAAAAGCAAGAAGUCAAGAAAUACUAACUCAAAACGCAGGCACGACCAACAACGGCUGCCGAAUUUAAAUGGCGCCGUCAUGAAUGCCGUGCAGUGUUUUCGAAUUUAAAAAAAAUUGGCACGCUCACUUUUAUUUUAUUCGCUGCCAUUUUAGUUGCUUUUAAUUUCCCCUGGUUCUCAGUUGCCCAUCUUCGAAUUUUCUGUUCUCGCAAUCUCGGAUGGAUGUUGUUCAAAUACCAUGCGAACUACUUAAGUUUCGACGAGCGACUUGUUUGACUGAUCUCCCAACUUGGUUCUUGGUUUGUGGUGGUUAUAAAAUAUAAGUGAGAUCCAAAA